CCUUCAUUAUUGUUUCCGACGCGCCCUUUUGUCCGCUCGCUCCAUCCCUGUCCCUUGGCCAACUUACCGUCACGUUAUCUCAUGGAGAGUUCAUCCACCGCCGGCGAUCCAACAACCGGCCGUCCGGCCGGCGGAACGGAGCUGAGCUGGUGCCGUGCGGUCCCCAGCGGCACUGGUGUAACAGUCCUCGCCCUCCUCCUCUCCCGCACUCCUGCUCUCCCCUUACUCCGCUCGUCCCUCCGACGCCUUCAGCUUUCCCAUCCCAUACUCCGUGCCCGCCUCCCCUCCGCCGCUGCCUCCAACUCCAGCAAACCUCCUCCCAUCCUCAUCUCCCCCACUCCUUCCGAUGUUAUCGAGCUCAUUCCCUCCGAUCAAGUAUCGCCGAUUACCGCUAACAGAGGUACGCCGCCGGUCUCUUUCAUCGAUGCGAUCCUGGAGCACGAGAUGAGCCGAAACCCUUGGGCUGAACUCGAGGAGGGUAAGUCCGUCGGGCCCUUCUUCGUUUCCGUCUACGAGCUCCAGGAACCUGGUCAUUCUGUGGUCGCGCUGCGUUUCCAUACCGCAGUCUGCGAUCGAAUCGCCGGGAUAGCGAUCUUGAAGGCACUCAUGGGUUAUAUAAGCAGUGGAGGAGGGGCCGAUCGGGAAGGCAGAGAGGACUCCGCUAAGGAGAAAGAAGGGGAGAUUGGUCUGGCGAUAGAGGAUUUGAUCAGGAACGAGGACGCUCGGAAGCCAUUCUGGGCUCGUGGGAAGGACUUGAUCGGUUACUCGCUGAACGGAAUAAGGUCUUCCGUGUUGCGGUUCGAGGACGCCGGUUCCGCACGCAAGUCUGAAUUCGUAAGGUUUGUGAUGGAUGCGGCGGCGACUCGGAGGUUGCUCACCGUGAGUAUGCAACGCCAGCUUUACUAAUUUUGGCUUUUAUGUUUUUAUAUAUCCAUGUGACAUAUUUUUAAUUGCACACCUGACUGCUUUUUAUAUAUCUUCGUGACAUAUUUAACUGCACACCCGACUGCCAUUUG
Molecule: messenger RNA, 1016 nt
Organism: Phalaenopsis equestris
Lineage: Eukaryota; Viridiplantae; Streptophyta; Magnoliopsida; Asparagales; Orchidaceae
Exons: 1
Coding region: 82-906 (274 amino acids)
Source: RefSeq, a predicted model, not a curated record